This is a messenger RNA of Achroia grisella, 6337 nucleotides long. It is a transcript of the gene ex, whose product is annotated as protein expanded. Gene Ontology annotation, cellular component: cytoplasmic side of apical plasma membrane; cytoskeleton. The record is from RefSeq and is a predicted model, not a curated record. The transcript is spliced from 4 exons. Gene Ontology annotation, biological process: positive regulation of hippo signaling. Bases 344 to 4147 code for a protein of 1267 amino acids. Lineage: Eukaryota; Metazoa; Arthropoda; Insecta; Lepidoptera; Pyralidae.
CGGCGCGGCGCGUUGUACGCCACAAGCCUACAGCAAGGCUCGGUCUAUACCCGAGCACCACUAUCUUACCGCAUUCCACUGGCUCAAAGCCGCGGCGCGCCCCGCGCGUGCCUUCGCCGACCCACGCGCCCGCUUCGCUUCAUUCGAAACUCAGUUGCUCAUGCGCGUUCAUCGUUUCUGUUCGUUUAAUGGAUUGGUGCACAACCUCACAUAUGAGAUCGCGCGAUUAACAGUGAAGUGAAGUGCCAAUGGAUGCGGUUUACCACGGAACAUUGUGCUAUUAUAUUUAGGGGCAUUGGAUUUGUCUAUUCAUGGGCAAGUAACAGGGGUCUCGAGAUGCGACAUGCGUGCUCUGUGUUCGGUUCGCGGGCCGCUGGGCGGCGAGACGCGCGCGCUAGCCGCGGGCGCGCGUUUGCUUUCUCUACGCAUGCCUGGCCAGCCUCAACCUCUGCAUUUCGUCGUCGAAGCCAAAGCAAGAGUCAAAGAAUUAAAAUCCUUGGCCACCAGUCAUGCCCAGUUACAAGGCAUGACCGACACCGACCUCUUUGGCUUAGCCAUAAUGCAAAAUGGAGAGUACUUGUUUGUUGACUUAGAAAGCAAAUUGUCAAAAUAUGCGCCAAAGAGUUGGAGAUCUUCCCACACACAUGGAUUGGAUGCAAAUGGAAAACCGCUCCUUGAACUGCAUCUAGUAGUUCAGUUCCACGUGGAGAGUCCACUGCUUUUGCAUGAUGAAGUUGGGCGUUAUUUGUACUUUCUGCAAAUGCGGCAUAAUGUGCGGACAAGAGACGCUUUACCAGCGGAAGUGCUUUUGCUCCUUACUGGUUUAGCACUACAAGCAGAAUAUGGUGAUGCAAAUUCUUAUGAAGAUCGUGACUAUUUUAAAGUUGAAGAAUAUGCACCGCCUUCCCUUACUGGAGAUUGGGUAUCUGCAGCAAUGAGAGCCUGUCAUCGGGAGCUCUGUGGCCUUCCAAAAACAGAUGCACAAGUUAGAUUUAUACGCGAAGUCUGUCUACUUCCUGAUACUAUCAAUUCUCAUAGAUACCGCUUGAAACAAAAUAAAUCAGAACCAGAUACUGGAACAGUAUGGCUUCUUGUUACAGCUAAGGGCAUCAAAAUUUUACCAGAUAAUGGGCCGCUGUCUAAUUUCGUGUGGAGUGCAAUUGGAAAACUAAGCUUUGAUAGGAAAAAGUUUGAAAUAAAAACAGACGAAGGAAAAAUCACACUUUAUUCAAUUAGUGAGGAAAAAUGUAAAUAUUUAUUCGCCUUAUGUAAAGAAACACACCAAUUUUCGAUGAAGAUUGCACCAAAUUUUAAUGAAAUCUUAUUGAAAGAAGAAGAGGAACGUAAAAUUUGUUACGGAUAUUCCAAAUCUUUAAACUUUCAAUACAAUCAAAAUAAGAGUGAACAAAGAAUAUCCGUCAUCUCCACUACAAGCUCAAAUACAACUUCUGGAAUAGUGAGUGACAGAGUUCAAUCAGAAGAUGAGUUGGAAAUUAUGAUAGAUUCACCCCCUGCACCUUCUACCGAAAGUUUGGCAUUUGCCCAUUUACUAGAUUGUUCCAAUUCCUACUUUAUUCGCCACAUUCCACAAGAUGAACCACCAACAAAGACAUCUUCACUAAAAUUACAAAAAUCUAAAAGCCGAAUAAAAAAAUCAAAAGAUGACUGUGAGCAUGGGGCUAAACCAGAUAAUAAAAUAUGUGAUACAAAUAUAAUUAAAAAAACUACAAAUCAAUUAGAAGAGUCUACUUCUUUGUCUGAAAAAUGUGUUGCCGAAACAGAUAGCCCUGUAUCAAGUAAACUAAAAUGUACAGGAUCACAAUGUUCUUCAUCAUGUAGCACAGUCAUAAUGGCACGAGCUGGCCUCAGCACGUUAAGUAGAACCUCUGAUACUAGUAGUUUAGAAUUGGGUUAUAGCCACACAGCACAAAAUUCUAUGAUAAGUGAUAAUAGCGUAGUGGGAUUAGAUGUCGAAUAUUCAAGAGACACUGCUUUAACUUUAUAUGAUGGCAUAGGCGAAGCUGUGACUGUAGCUGCCUCUAGUGAAACAAGUGGUGUAUACACACUGGGUAGUUCAGAAUUAACAACUCAAUCAAAAAUUGAUACUUUAUUUGAAGAUAGUCGAACAGACUAUGGAAGUUCGCAUUACGACAGUUAUAAAACAUCUAAAAAUAAUGAUCUUGCUGAUUUCGAUAGCGUAUCAUCAAUAUUAAAGAGUAAAUCAGAUAGAAAUUGCCAUUCAUCUGAGACGUUACGAUUACGGGCUUCACUUGCAAAUACCGAUUGUGUGGACGGCGCUAAUAACUUUUCAAUCCAGGAUCACAAUGAUAAUAGUAAUAUAUUCAGGGAACGAACUAAUUCCAAUGUCAGUGCUGUUUCAUUUCAUGGUGAUGGUAGUGAUCCCACAGAUAAUAAGCACAAUUUACUAACAGCUACCGAAUUAACAGAUUUGAUUGUCGGGCGAGGUGUUUAUCCAAAAAGCCAAUCUGUAAGUGAUACAUUAGAUUCCGUCUCGGAUUAUGUCAGGUUGCCCUUACCUUUUUGUGGAGACAGUUAUAUACAGGGACAUGAAGACACUGCUCCUUCAGAUGAUAACUAUCCCAAUACAUCUUUCUUUGACCGACCGCCAACACCACCAACAAGAAGCGAUAGUCGCAAAUUACUUAAUUUAUCUCUACCCAAUAUACUUGACAUAGACGAAAAUGUAAGACCUACCGUUCACGAUAAACCGCCCCCGCCUUAUGAAUUCAAUCAUAAUACAUUGUCAUCUUAUCACGUCAGUCCAUCAAAGUUACCCCCUGCAUACCCCGGAUCAUCAUCUUCAACUGUGUCGUUAAGGCAAACGGGAGAAAAAGAAGAAGUGGCGGCCAGAUUAGUAACAUCUAAACCUAUGAUAACAAUUCUCAAAGCUGAAGCAGGUGAAGUUAAUACUUCUAUUGAAAGAACAUUCGCCAGUCCAAUGGUAGUGGAACAUCGAUUUCAAAAAUCAAAAAGACAUCAAGCGUCUAGUCGUAGAGCUGAAAGAUCAAAAUUAGCUCAAGGCAUUAAUAAUAACCUUUCACCAUCCAGAGAAAUACCUCCUCACGCAGUUGACUCCAAUGUAUUGGUCGCUAUGAUGAAACUGCCACCACCGCCACCACCACCACCUCGGCGAACACGUUUACCACCCCCUCCGCCUGCUGCAAGAUUACCUCCACCGCCACCGCCACAUAAUCCAAUUUUCCAUCAACAAUUGUACAGUGAUGUAGAUUACGUUUAUUAUCCUUUACAAGACCCGGUUGUAUCGCAACAAAAUUAUAUCGAUCAUAAAUUAACUGAAUCAAGACUAUCUAAUAUGCAUAAAAACAGUGUACAAUACAGAAGCACGCCCUAUUUAUCAACUUCUAUAUCAGGAACAUCCUUAUAUGGUUCGAUACAAAAUCUUUCAGAUUCCUAUGUGCAACUUCCUGGCACAAGAACUAGCUGGUACUCCUUGACAAGUAGAACUUCAUUGAGUAAUCAUUCCAUAAAUUUCGACCGACCAUUAAGGCCCACACGUAUUUCUGAAAUACCAAAUUUCUCACGAACAAAAUCUGACGACAACUUAUUAAAUAAUAAGGAUCCACCGCCAAUAAAGAUGAGACGCAUGCCUCCACCGCCCCCACCACCAUAUGAACACAAGAAAAAACUUCCAACGCAUCUUAGGGAAAUAAAGUCUUCAAAUUAUCCUACAAAUAUGAACAAUAUUCCGAGUGCAAGUAAAGUGAAAGAUAAUUGUGAUUUGGACAUAAAAAUUAUUAGAGAAAAAAGCAAGAAUUUAGACUUGCCUCUCAUAGCAGCGUUGUGUAAUGAUCGUUCGUUAUUAAAACAAACUAAAGCUUUUGGUGCUCCAAAAUUAAGUAAACAAACAGGUAGUGACUGUGAAAGUGAACGUAAGUGUGCCAAGUCUGUUCUAAACACCACCGAUAACAUAGAAUUUAAGAAUAAACAAGAGUGUAAUGUAAAAAAAGCAGUGCCAGGUUCUCAAAAAAAAAUGUUAAUACGAAAUCCUACAGAUAAAUUACCAGCAUUACCGGGUUCCGAUAGUCAUACGCCUAGAGCAAUGUCGAACACUUAUGUUACCCAUCCAAGUGUAAUAAAAGUUAAAAAAAAUCAAUCAAGCUCAUGACAUCGGUAACAUGUGAAUCCUUCCAGUGCUAUGAGCAUCCUUCCACCGAAUUUUAUGCCAGAAAGACUGAAAUAACAUUCUAUAAAUAAGGUUGGUCUACGCUUGUAUGUUUUCUCACAUUAAUAUUUAUUCAUUACCUAAUACAAGUAAUAUAUUACGUACUAAAUUUACCUUAUCAAACCAGAAUUGAAACCUACAAAUGUAGACCUAUCUUAAUCAUUAUUUUAGGACGUAAAUGUAUCAUUUUUAUAUAAUUAUUUAUAAUAUAAUUCUUUAAUAAUAACGGAUUAAAUAAAUCUGUUGUAAUACGUAACAAUAAUCUCAUUUAUUAGUUAUUUAAUAAAAUGUUAUCAUGAGAAGUAAUGUAAGAAAAUCCAAACCAAAGCUGCAUCUGCUAAAUUUAUUAUGCAAUAUUAUAAUUGUUCUUCCCUUAGUUAAUUCCAAGAAAACACAUUUAUUUAACCACAACUUUAAAAAGUUAAACAAUAUUAAAAAUUAAAUUAAUUGUUAGUCUCAGUAGGAUGGAAACUACGAAUAACUUGAACAAAACACGUAACGCUACAUCGGACUAGGGAAGUGUAAUGUGAGAAAACUCUCCUAUCAUUGUUAUGAACAUUAAUUGUAUGGGAACCGACAUCUUGUUUGGCGUACUAUAUCAUUACUGCAUCUGCUAUCACAACUUCCUUUCAUUGAACUUCCCUCAAACAACGGUUCCAAAGCAACAUUAUUUAUGUAAAACUUUUUUAGCAUUAGAAACAUCUACAUUUUUACCUAUUACAUCAAUGUCUCUAUAACACAUGACAAAGACAAAGUUUACCUAAUUAUGUAAGGAACUGAGAACCUGGUUUAAAUACUUUUAGCUACCUAUGUGUUUUUUAUAUACCACGCUGCUCAUCCUUUUGAAAUGUAAAUAGGUGGUUAAUAAUACUUAAGAAGGUAUUAACGCAAUUGUGAAGUGGCCUUUAUUUAUCUGCCUCCGGUGAGUGUAACAAGCCUUAGACGGCUACGAAGUAAAUAUCGAAAAAUUCUGGCUAUGUCAGUAAAGUAGGUACAAAUUUCUAGUGUCUGACUAACCUUUCGGUUUCGGCCAAUUUAUUUGCAAAAUCGAGGAUUUUACCAGUAAAUUAACCCCAAAUAAUAAACAUAAAUAGCCAAGUAAAAAUAGUAUUUACAUUAAAUUACGAUAAUAAAUAAUGAGGGCGAUUAUUUAUUAUCGUUCCCUAAAUUAAAGACUUAAGUCUCAUAUUAAUUAAAUUAUAUCAAAAUAAAUAUUAUAAGUUACAAAACUAUUAGUAUAGGAAGAAAAUCAUACAUUAAUAAAUAAACUUUAAAUAUAAACUUAAAGGCUAUAUACUAACAGACAGAAAACUAUCUAAGUUUAUUCCAAAACUGAAACAUUCUGUUUUCAUCGUAAACCGAAUUUUGGUCGGACACUUAAUUUUUACGAUACAUCACAGCUGCUAUAAACAUUAUUGAAGUACGAAACAUCAACAAUUUUUAUAUUUAAAUAUUUUUGGAUUUGUAAACAUUUCAUAAAUACAAGUAAUAACUCAAAAUUUUAGAUUGUAUAAAGUAUUUUUUUUGUUAACGGUCUCGGUUUCUAGCAGUUCCGCACAACGUCACUUCGAUGGUUGUGGGUUCAAGUCUCGCACGAUACAAACAUUUUGAUUCAUAAGUAUAAUUAUUCGAAUUGGUCACGAUGUUAUGUUUUCACAAAAAAAAAAUUCAUCAGUUUAGUACCCAUAAAACAAGCGUGCGUGAAUUGUCCUGAGUUAUUAUUAUUAUUAUUAUAAGGCUGUGUUCGAGAACAAUAUUUUAUUUACUUUACCUAUUGUAAUACAAUUACAAAGUACCUCUAAGUAAUCUGCUGUCUAUUUGUUGAUUAAUUCUGUUACAUUCAAUCCAAUUUAUUAAUUUGAUCCUAAGAAACUUAUUAAUGUUAGUAAGAAUAAAGUAAUAAGAAUUUACAAUAUAUCAUUAAUGUGUACCAUAAUACCAAGGAUUCUAUAAAGUAUUCGCUAUAGAAAUGUACUAUGGUAAUUAAAGACAAUUUUAAAUACUCGCUGUUUAUCUGAUAUAAAAUACUGAAUUUGCAUUGUAAUUAAUUAAAACUGAAGUCAUUAAAUAGGUUUAAUAAAUGAUGAAAGUGUUAUAUGUCAACAACUAUUUAUUUCUUUAGAAAUUAUAAUA